Eruca vesicaria subsp. sativa (arugula) is the source of this 960-nucleotide messenger RNA. The record is from the annotation of a GenBank genome assembly. NCBI's taxonomy places the organism in Eukaryota, Viridiplantae, Streptophyta, Magnoliopsida, Brassicales, Brassicaceae.
AUGGGUCAUUACGCAGCAGCAGUGUGGGAUCAUAAAGCAGGUAUUGAGAUAACUAAAGACUGGAAUGGCAUUGACCAAGUCCUUCUCAGAAACCCUCGUGGCGCUUCUGCAAAGGUUAGUUUACAUGGAGGACAAGUGGUUUCGUGGAGGAAUGACAAAGGCGAAGAGCUUCUUUUCACUAGCAACAAGGCUACAUUCAAACACCCAAAAUCAAUGCGUGGAGGGAUUCAGAUUUGCUAUCCUCAGUUUGGAGAUUGUGGAAUAUUGGAUCAACAUGGGUUUGCAAGGAACAAAAUAUGGGUGAUGGAUGAGAACCCACCUCCUCUUAACUCAAAGGAAUCCUUAGAAAAAUCAUUUGUUGAUCUUCUUCUGAAGCCAUCUGAAGAGGAAUUAAAGCAUUGGCCUCACAGUUAUGAGCUCCGUCUUCGAGUUUCACUUACCAUAGAUGGAGAAUUAACAUUGACUUCUCGCGUUAGAAACAUCAAUGGCAAGCCAUUUUGCUUCUUAUUCGCUUAUCAUACUUACCUCUCUGUCUCAGAUAUAAGUGAAGUAAGGGUUGAAGGGUUAGAGACAUUGGACUACUUGGACAACCUCAGCAAAAGAGAGCUUUUGACUGAACAAUGCGACGCAUUAACCUUUGAAUCUGAGAUGGACAGGACUUACCUUGGGUCACCCAAAGUGGUAGCAGUUCUUGACCAUGAACGGAAAAGAACAUAUGUUAUUGAAAAGGAUGGACUUCCAGAUACUGUGGUGUGGAAUCCAUGGGAGAAGAAAGCUAAAAGCAUGGUGGAUUUUGGGGACGAGGAGUACAGAAGCAUGCUUUGUGUGGAUGGGGCAGCAAUUGAGAGACCAAUCACUUUGAAGCCAGGAGAAGAAUGGACUGGGAGGCUUAUGUUAACUGCUGUUAGGUCCAGUUUCUGCUUUGAUCAGCUUGAACUACAAAGCAAAGGAUUCUUCUGA